AGCCUUGUUUACUUCCUCAGCUACGCUUAUGUUUGUCUCUCUAUAUAACUCUAUAUCUCUAACAGUUUGUUUUGUUUGUAGCACCUUCGUUUCCUAUAAGAACGUUUGUAAAAGAAUUAGCUGAUGAAAUAAAACUCAAGAGAGAAGUGCUUUCUCGCGCGCGCGCGCACCCGUGUUUAUGCGCGGCUGUUAUUAUGCGCGUGACACGAGCUGCUGUCAGCUCAUAAUAAUAAUAAUAAUAAUAUUAGCACUGUUAAUAAUAUUGAUAAUCGAGAUGAGUGAAGAGCAGCCGGUGGCUCGAGAGAGGAGCGGACACACGGCGGCGGCGGACGGACAGUAUCUGUAUGUCUGGGGCGGUUAUGUGUCGGUGGCAGAUCAUGAAGUUUUUCUUCCAAAUGAUGAGCUCUGGCUGUACGACUUAGAGAGUGGGCUGUGGGACAGGCGGGACAUGUCUGGGACGGUUCCUCCGGCGAUGUCCGGGACCUGCGGCUGCAUUGUGAACGGGGAGCUGUAUAUAUUCGGCGGCUGCGGUGAUGAUGGACAGACUAAUGAACAUUACUCCGUCAAUCUGCGGGACGGGAAGUUCAUCUGGAGGAGAGAGACGCUUCGGUCCGGGUCGCUGCCGUCGCCGCGAGAUAAACUCUCCUGCUGGGUUCAUAAAGGAAGAAUCAUCUACUUUGGUGGAUAUGGCCACAAACCGCUGAGUCAAAUCAACGAUCCGAAGAGCUUCGUUGUGGAUGAGGCAUCAUGGGCCGAGGACAUCUUCUGGGGAUGGAACAAUGAAGUCCACGAGUUUGAUCCGGAGAGAAGCAGCUGGACCGAACCGCAGACCUUCGGACGCGCUCCGGCCCCGCGAGCGGCUCACGCUAGCGCUACGAUCGGCAGCAAAGGCUACGUGUGCGGCGGAAGAAUAAAGGAAACGAGAACAAGUGACGUGUAUUGUCUGGAUUUAAAUUCAUGGACGUGGUCAGAAAUGGUUGGGUUGGGCUUGGCUCCUGUGGGGCGCUCGUGGCACACGCUGACAGCUGCGUCGGACUCGUCUCUCUUUCUGUUCGGCGGACUCAGCGUGGACUGCAGACCCAUGAGUGACGGUUGGAUAUUCAAUCUGGAGACAAAAGGAUGGACAAAGAUGGAGCAUCAAAACAAGGACAAACCGCGACUGUGGCACACCGCUUGUCAAGGAAGAGACUCGGAUGUUAUUGUGUUUGGAGGAAGUCACGAUUAUAUCCUUUUAGUGGACAAAGGCCACUGCAACGACGCGCUCGUGUUCCAGACGCAGCCGCAGCCGCUGACCCGAUUGUGCCAAGACUUCAUCGCGAGCCGUGCCAGCAGCUUUCAGCGGCAGAUCCCCUGUUUACCUACAAAACUGAGAAACGCUGUGCAGAAAAGGACGACUUUCUUCAGGCUGAGCAGAAACUCACAGAACGAGUGAUUUAUUAUAAUAUUUGUUUAUAAGCUUUAAUAUUGUUAAACAUGUAUAUUCAGUAUUUUAAUAUUUAAUGCAAACGAAGCCGUUACGAUAUAAAUAUGAAUUAAAUCUUAAAUGACUCGC
This is a messenger RNA of Onychostoma macrolepis, 1552 nucleotides long. Its product is annotated as kelch domain-containing protein 1. Gene Ontology annotation, molecular function: protein binding. The record is from RefSeq and is a predicted model, not a curated record. NCBI's taxonomy places the organism in Eukaryota, Metazoa, Chordata, Actinopteri, Cypriniformes, Cyprinidae. The transcript is spliced from 13 exons. Bases 179 to 1432 code for a protein of 417 amino acids.